Molecule: messenger RNA, 690 nt
Organism: Acanthocheilonema viteae
Lineage: Eukaryota; Metazoa; Nematoda; Chromadorea; Rhabditida; Onchocercidae
Source: the annotation of a GenBank genome assembly
AUGAUUAUAAUCGAAUAUUAUUAUAAUCGUGAUGGUACGGAAUUGGUACGUCAUUUUCUGAUUGAACCAUCAUCAAAAGGUGUUAAAUUAAAGGGUUGUAAUAAUGAACCAGUAUUUGGUACCCUAUCUGCACUUGUAUAUCAACACUCAAUUAUACCACUUGCGCUACCUACCAAAUUAUUGCUACCGGAAUACGAUCCGGCUAAUACACCGGAACAUAUCUCUGCUGCACAACAACUUCUACAACAGGGAGCUGCAUGCAAUGUAACGUACAUCGUUUCAUUGGAUACGGAAUCUUUAACCGGACCCGAAGCUGCUCGACGAUGUAUCGAUCAAACUUUUGAACUUCUCAAGCAAAAAAUGAUACAACCUGUUUCAGUACAUUUUAAGGUAUCAUCUCAAGGUGUUACAAUAACGGAUAAUACAAGGCGGCUUUUCUUUAGGCGACAUUAUCCUGUGCAAUCCGUUACAUACGCUGGUUUAGAUCCUUCCGAUCGAAGGUGGGAUAAUUCGUACCUGGAAGGUAGCAUGACAAAAUAUGUGAAGAAUGCUCGAAUGUUUGCUUUUGUGGCACGUAAGAUAGGUUCGAGAACGGAUAAUACGUGCCAUAUUUUUGCGGAAUUAGAACCAGAACAACCAGCUAUAGCUGUUGUAAACUUUAUCACUAAAGUUAUGAUGGGACGCAGAUGA